Empidonax traillii (willow flycatcher) is the source of this 802-nucleotide messenger RNA. RefSeq names its product tetraspanin-36-like. Lineage: Eukaryota; Metazoa; Chordata; Aves; Passeriformes; Tyrannidae. Gene Ontology annotation, cellular component: membrane. The record is from RefSeq and is a predicted model, not a curated record. The coding region runs from base 147 to 707 and encodes 186 amino acids. Gene Ontology annotation, biological process: regulation of vascular endothelial growth factor signaling pathway; protein maturation; protein localization to plasma membrane. The transcript is spliced from 6 exons.
UUCCUUCCCUUGUGUUUCAGGCGGCAGCAGCAGGCCUGAGCUAUGUCGGGGCGUACGUCAUCAACACCUACAAGAGCUACGACAACUUUCUGCAGGACAAGUACGCCGUGCUGCCCGCCGUGAUCAUCAUCUGUGUGGCUGUGGUGAUGUUCGUCAUCGGGCUCAUCGGCUGCUGUGCCACGUUCCGGGAGUCUCGAGUUGGUCUGGGGCUGUUCUUGGCCAUUAUCCUGCUUAUCUUUAUCGCAGAGGUAUCCGCUUUUGUCCUGGGAUUUGUUUACAGGGAAAAGGUAAAAACUGACGUUCAAGGCACAAUGCGCUCGGUCUUUGAGCAGUACGAUGGCAAAAACCCAGAGUCUACAGUUGUGGAUUACUUGCAGGAACAGCUUCACUGCUGUGGGGUGAAGAACUACAGUGACUGGACGACCACACAGUGGUUUAAUUCCACUGGCAACAACAGCGUCCCUCUGAGCUGCUGCCAGCAGGGUGUGAAGAACUGCACUGGGCAUCUGGAUCGGCCACAGGAGCUCAACACCCGGGGCUGUGCAGAGGAGCUGGAGUCUGGGCUGCAGAGUGUUAUCAGCUAUGCCAUGCUCGUGAUCCUGGGGUUUGCCAUUGUAAAGUUCUUUGGCAUGCUGAGUGUCUGUGUGCUGACUUGCAAGAAAGAAGAAAGUGGAUACCAGCCUCUUUACUCGGGGGUGUUUGCUUAAUAAACGGCAAAGAUCGGUUUUUCUUUUGCUUCCUGAUGAUAAAAUAGACUCGAGACCAUACCACAGCUUUCUGUGAGGUUAUGGCAGGUUUGGAU